AUGCCUAUUCAAGACUUAUCAGGAAAGGUAUUUCUGUUAAUAACUGGUGCAAGUCGUGGAAUUGGAAAACAAAUUGCACUAUCAUUUGGUUCAGUCUUAGAAAAAGACUCACAUGUUAUGUUAUUAGCAACAAACUUAAAUGCCUUAAAAGAAACUGCUAAAAAUAUUCCUUCCAAUAUAUCUGUAGACACUGUUAGUAUUGAUUUAGGCAAGGCAACAGAACAUGAAUUACAUGAUGUCAUAAUACAGACUUUAAAGAAUAAGCCUGCAGCACAAUUUGAUCGAGUAGUUAUAGUACAUAAUGUUGGUACCAUGGGAGAUAUUACUAAGAAAACAAAUGAAAUGACUGAUAUAAAUAAUUGGCGCAAUUAUUAUGAUUUAAACGUUUUUGGUCCUGCUAUAUUAAAUGGAGUCAUUAUGAAAAUAUUUAAUGAAACUCCAAGUGCCAAGAAAACUGUCAUAAAUAUUACUUCAUUGCUUGGUUUGCAACCAAGAAAAUCAUUUGGUUACUACUCUAGUGGAAAGGCAGCACGUGAAAUAUUUUUUAAAGUAUUUGCAUUAGAAAAUCCAGAAGUAAAUGUAUUGAAUUAUUCACCAGGGCCAGUUGAAACGGAUAUGUAUUAUCAGGUUUGUACAGAGACAAGUGAUAAAGAAGUUCAGUCUAGUUUUAAUGAUCUGUUAGUAAAGAGAGCUGUUUUAACUUGUGAACAAACCGUUAAUCGCCUUUUGAAAGUCCUUGAAAACCGUAAAUAUAAAUCUGGUGAUCAUGUUGAUUAUUAUGAUGAGUUGUAAAAUAUUUGAAAAUUUAUUUAUGUAAAUUAUUUACAUUCCAGUUAUCAUUACUUAAAAAUAUAUAUCAGUGUA
Osmia bicornis bicornis is the source of this 864-nucleotide messenger RNA. RefSeq names its product sepiapterin reductase (gene Sptr). Bases 1 to 792 code for a protein of 263 amino acids. Gene Ontology annotation, molecular function: sepiapterin reductase (NADP+) activity. Lineage: Eukaryota; Metazoa; Arthropoda; Insecta; Hymenoptera; Megachilidae. The transcript is spliced from 3 exons. The record is from RefSeq and is a predicted model, not a curated record. Gene Ontology annotation, biological process: tetrahydrobiopterin biosynthetic process.